Molecule: messenger RNA, 201 nt
Organism: Chrysochloris asiatica (Cape golden mole)
Lineage: Eukaryota; Metazoa; Chordata; Mammalia; Afrosoricida; Chrysochloridae
Gene: FXYD2
Product: FXYD domain containing ion transport regulator 2
Exons: 5
Coding region: 1-201 (66 amino acids)
Biological process (GO): monoatomic ion transport; regulation of sodium ion transmembrane transporter activity
Cellular component (GO): membrane
Molecular function (GO): sodium channel regulator activity
Source: RefSeq, a predicted model, not a curated record
AUGACAGGGCUGUCUAUGGACAAUGGUAGCAGCUCCAAGGAUGAAGUGGAUCCUUUCUAUUAUGACUACGAGACUGUCCGCAAUGGGGGCUUGAUCUUCGCUGGCCUAGCUUUCGUCGUGGGGCUCAUCAUCAUCCUCAGCAAAAGAUUCCGCUGUGGGGGCCAAAAGAGGCGUAGGCACGGCAAUGAAGAUGAUCUGUAA